Messenger RNA from Diprion similis, 1376 nucleotides. It is a transcript of the gene JMJD4, whose product is annotated as 2-oxoglutarate and iron-dependent oxygenase JMJD4. Gene Ontology annotation, biological process: protein hydroxylation; positive regulation of translational termination; negative regulation of gene expression. Gene Ontology annotation, cellular component: nucleus; cytoplasm. The record is from RefSeq and is a predicted model, not a curated record. Bases 47 to 1300 code for a protein of 417 amino acids. Gene Ontology annotation, molecular function: sequence-specific DNA binding; histone H4R3 demethylase activity. Lineage: Eukaryota; Metazoa; Arthropoda; Insecta; Hymenoptera; Diprionidae. The transcript has 4 exons.
CGAAAAGAGAGAACCUAACCUAAAAUAAAUUUACAGCAAACGCGGAAUGACUAACGUUAUAGAUAUUUCGGACGAUUAUGCAUACCACAAUUUGGGAACAUCAGUUGAAAAUGACGUCACUGAAUAUGUCAAUCACUCUUUAUCAUACAAUGAAUAUUUUAGAAGAUAUUUACAGAACAAUAUACCCUGCGUGAUACAAUCUGCCACGGAUGCAUGGCCGUGCAGACAAAUGUGGCAAGCAGACAACGCGCCAAAUUUUGAAUACAUCAAAAGAGUAUUCGGAUCCUGUAUUGCACCUGUUGCUGACUGUACAGCAAAAUACUACAAUUCCCAGCUCAAGGAUGAUAUGGCAUUGGCUGAUUAUGUCGACUAUUGGAUCACAUAUCGUGACCUUAGUCAUCCAAAAAAUAUGCCUUUACUAUAUCUGAAGGACUGGCAUUGCGUAAAAAAUAAUCCGCGUAUCCCGAUUUAUGAUGUUCCUCAGUAUUUCGCCUCUGAUUGGUUAAACGAAUAUUACACAGAACAGGAAGAAUUAAAUGACGAUUAUAUGUUUAUCUACAUGGGUCCAAAAGGAACAUGGACACCAUUUCAUGCAGAUGUCUUCUCAUCUUAUAGCUGGUCAGCUAAUAUAGUUGGGAAAAAACGCUGGCUUCUCUUUGCACCUGGGGAAGAAGAUAGUCUGCGAGAUAAGAAUGGCAAAUUAAUCUAUGACAUAACCACUUCCAAUGAGUUGUUAAAUAAAACAAUGUAUCCAAAUUAUCAUGAAGAUAGACUCAAACAUUAUGAAAUUAUUCAACAACCCGGUGAAAUAGUAUUUGUUCCAUCUGGGUGGCAUCAUCAAGUGUGGAAUUUGGAAGACACUAUUUCUAUCAAUCAUAAUUGGAUCAAUGGUUGCAACGUUUGGAAUGUAUGGAUUUCCUUAAAGAAAGAACUUUGUGCAGUGAUGAGAGAAGUUGAUGACUGUCGUGACAUGGAUGGUUGGGAUGAUCACUGUCAAUUAAUGUUGAAAGCUUCACAUGGCAUGAACUAUGUACAAUUCUACAAGUUCCUCUCAUUCCUGGCAAAGAAACGUAUGGGUCUGAUCAUGAAGGAUACUCCUGUGAUUAGUUUUCACACUUGGCAUUUGGGAAGAAAUCAUUGCUUUUACGAUCUGAAACAAAUUAGGCUGGUGUUAGACGAUAUGAUUAGAGAUGUUGAAGAAAAGUGCAUACAGCGUCUAAUUUUUAGUGAAAACGAAGCAAGAUUUCUUGUUCAUGAAAUAAAUAAAAUCUUAGCUGUAAAUCCAUCAUUUGGAGAUUAACUUUGUACUAGGAAAUUAAACUCUGUAGUUUCUUCGUUAUAUUUUUUCAAAUAAAUGUACUAAUACCUUAAAAUGU